UUAACACCCAGCUAGAAGCCAUUAUACACAAGAGAUUGUGCCUAGCUAAAUCUACUCAAUCAAAUACUAUUAUUACGUGUUACACUGUUUUUAAUCAGAAAGAGUGGCAACACCCGAGCAGCACAAUUAAAGAAUCAAACAGUAAAACUAACUAAAUUGUCGAGAAAGUAAAGGAGGACAAGAGACAGAGGCCUAGGGACGACUGGAUUUUCACCCGGGCCGUGAAGCUUGGCGGAGGGAUUCAACCGACUUCAGUAGACAUCGGAAGAGGAAAAGCCGCCGUCUAAAUUCCGCACCAAUUAUUUGGUUUCUCUAGUCAGAUAUCUUUUACAGUGUGUACUUGGCUUUUCUCUUAGCUCUGUGUUCUUAUUUAGAUGGCAAGCUUCCCAGACUCUGUAAACGAAAAUGAUAUAGGUAAGGCUAAGUUCAUCGGUGAACUCUUGGUGCCUGUUGCUCCCUUCGACCAGAAGUCUGGACGCGAGGCUUGGACGGUAGCUUUUGCACCUAAUGGUUCCUACUUUGCUUGGUCUCAGGGACAUCGCAUUGUCAGGCUAAUUCCGUGGACAAAAUGCCUGAAGAACUUUUCAAUGGGUGGAGAGGGCACCGAUGCCAGUCAGAACAGCUAUGGAGGCCAAGUAAUCCCAGCUGCAGGUGACCCCUGUGAACACACCAUUGACUGCGGUGACAUCGUCUGGGGUUUGGCCUUUGGCUCCUCGGUGCCAGAAAAGCAGAGCCGCUGUGUUAACAUUGAGUGGCACCGCUUCAGGUUUGGCCAGGACCAACUGCUAUUGGCAACAGGCCUCAACAAUGGUCGCAUCAAGAUCUGGGAUGUUUACACUGGAAAACUGUUGCUCAAUCUGAUGGACCAUACUGAUGUAGUGCGAGACCUGACCUUUGCUCCUGAUGGCAGCCUCAUGCUGGUCUCUGCAUCCAGAGAUAAGACCCUCCGGGUAUGGGACCUCAAAGAUGAUGGUAAUAUGGUGAAGGUUUUGCGGGGGCAUCAAAACUGGGUGUACAGCAGCGCCUUCUCCCCUGACUCCUCCAUCCUGUGCUCAGUCGGCGCUGGCAAAGCAGUGUUCCUAUGGAACAUGGAUAAGUACAAGUUGAUCCAGAAGCUGGAGGGGCACCACAAUGAUGUUGUGUCUUGUGAGUUUUCACCAGAUGGUGCGUUGUUGGCCACUGCCUCUUACGACACACGGGUCAUUGUGUGGGACCACCACAAGUCCACCAUCCUACUGGAACUGGGUCAUCUCUUCCCUCCUCCAUCACCCAUUUUUGCUGGAGGGGCAAAUGACCGCUGGGUUCGCUCUGUGAGCUUCUGCCCUGACGGCCGUCACAUUGCUAGCAUUACUGAUGACAGGCUGGUUCGUUUCUGGAGCAUAGAGGAAAGGGCUCCUCAGGCCAUUGCCUCUCUGUCUAAUGGCCUCUGCUGUGCCUUCUCUGCCGAAGGGAGUGUCCUUGCUGCUGGGACUCGUGAUGGUAGUGUCCAUUUCUGGGAGUGUCCUCGUAGCAUUGCCAGUCUGCAGCACAUGUGCAGGAUGGCCCUUCGCCGGGUGAUGACCACCCAGCAGGUGGAGAUCCUGGCUAUUCCCACGCCACUCCGUGAUUACUUGACCUACAAAGUUAUCUAAUCAUCCCUUCCACCCCACCAGCCUCAACUAACACCACUGCACCUGCUGCAGCAGCAUGCUGGAAAACCAAUGAAUCCCUUAUUUCCAGAAAAAUUAACAGUGUUUCAUUGAACUUUUAUUGAACAAACAAAAGUGAUCAGGGCAGGAGGAAAAGAUUUAAGCUUUACCGAAACCCCCACCACACCUCUUACAGCAGGAUAUUGUGUUGUUUUGUACGUAUUUAUUUUUGUAAGUGCUCGAGUAAAUUAGUGUGCUGGAGCAAGUGCACCAUCUAUACCUGUCAGGGCAAGUUUGGUGCCUUAUGUCCCCUCCAUCAGAUCAGUGUGGUACCUGUAUGUGUUGAGUUCCUCUUCUAGCUGGCUUCAUCUUUGCGCUAGGUUCAGUAAACCCAUCAUCUUCUCUUCUGACUUGUAUUGGCUGUGGUACUUUUCAUUUGAGAGCUUUGCAGCUUGGCUCUGCUUGACUGGACAUGUUUUUGGUACCAAGUACUUUUCUCAAUUUCAUUUUUUCCACUGCAGAUUGUCCCCCCCCCCCCCCCCCCCCCCCCAAUGUAGGUGAGGAUUUUUAGUGACACAUCAUGAAACUGCCAUGACAUCAUCUUCGACACAAACUUGGCAACGGUGGAUAUCAAAGAGAUGGCUUUUUGUCUGACACAAACUUUGUUUCAGAGAAGGAUGAAUGUAGCAAGACCAAGUGACCCCUAAAAACAGAAAAAAAAGAAGUCAUGAGGAAAGUUCGGUACUAUCCGCUACUCUUGACAGUGGAAAAGAAAAAAAGAGCAAUGCGAGCUGAGCCAAGCUGUACCAUGUUGUGGAAACAAAGUAUCUCAGUGUUGAACUGCUCUUCGAGCUGGCUUCAUCUCUCACCAGGUUCAAUAAACCCUUGAUCUUUUCUUCUGCACUUGCGCUUAACGUGAGAAGCUUUGUGUGUGUUAGUGCUUGCUUUUCAUGUCAGGUCUACUGUUAGCAAGUAAGUGAGUCUCACUCACUCACUCACUCACUCACUCACUCAUUAUAUAUAUAUAUAUAUUAUACACACACACACACACACACACACACACACACACACACACACACAUACAGCCCUGAAAAAUCCUGUAUUGGUUGUGCCAAUCUAUUACACCAUCCAAUUACUUUACCUGAGAAGCACCACAGGAACCUGUGUGUGUACAUAAAGCCUUGAAACCAGUGUCUUUUCACAGUAAAUCAAGGCGCCUCUGCCGCUUAACUGCUAUCUAUAUUUUGAACUUGUACAAAAAUCUGUAUACGGGAGUAUACUAUUUGAUUUGUAUGUGUAUAUAUAAAAUUGUAUAAUGUCUAACAACAUAUCAAAGUUUUAAGCCUUUUUUCACAUUAUUAUAUCAUUUAUAUCCAGUUCUUCUAUUGUUGUUGUUUUUUUUUUUAUUUUGUUCUCCUUUAAAUGUGAAACUCUCUACCAAUAACUACACGUCUUACUGCUAAAGGCCAGAAUGAAAAAUGUAUUACAUGUCUUUAUUAGCCGUUGGCAGUGAUAAUUUGCCCUGUCACAUAAUUUUGCUGUAUGCAUAAAUUACAAUAAGCAGUUCCAGCAAACCUGAGAGUUAUCCAAAGUAACCAACUCUUGAUAGAAAUGUAUGCACAUAUUGAUCGAAAUGACACAUUUUCAGAAUCCGCAAUUUCUUUAACGUUACUUUUUCUGUCAGUGAGAAUAGAUGUGAAGAAGGGACAUUGAGUUUUUAGUGUUGUCCUGCUUCUGGUUCUUCAGGACAGUAGGUGCAUAGCAGGUAUCAAUCAUUCUUGGCAAAACGUUUUGACAAUGUCAAUGCCAAAGGUAUUCCUUUUCAGAAGUUUGUAGAAAUGGUUUGGUUGUUCUCAUACAUUUCUGCUGAGAGGGUGUCUCUGAAUGGGCUACAAUUUGCAGAUCUAAACAAAACCUUAAAAGGGGUUUGCAUUACAUGUUUAUUUACCUUGAACCAUUGUGAUUGGAAAAACACAGUCCUGCCUCAGUGAAAUGCAGUAUAAAGCGGUAAAUAUAUAACAUAUAUAUAUAUAUAUAUAUGAAU
Molecule: messenger RNA, 3672 nt
Organism: Acanthopagrus latus (yellowfin seabream)
Lineage: Eukaryota; Metazoa; Chordata; Actinopteri; Spariformes; Sparidae
Gene: wsb1
Product: WD repeat and SOCS box containing 1
Exons: 9
Coding region: 375-1631 (418 amino acids)
Biological process (GO): intracellular signal transduction
Molecular function (GO): protein binding
Source: RefSeq, a predicted model, not a curated record